AUGGGUACACCUCUCAUGGGCAAAAUUUGGGAGGAGUACCCAGACAGCAUCGUAAACACAUUCAGUGUCCUGCCUUCGCCCAGGGUGUCAGACACAAUGGUGAAGCCCUACAAUGCCACUCUUUCCAUCAACCAGCUCAUAGAAAAUGCAGAUGAGACAUUAUGCAUUGAUAAUGAAGCACUCCAUAACAUCUGUUCCAGAACCUUAAAACUGACCACACCCACCUAUGGUGACCUGAAUCACCUGGUGUCUGCUACCAUGAGUGGGGUCACCAUGUGCUUGCACUUCCCGGGCCAGCUGAAUGCCAACCUGUCAAAGCUGCCUGUGAACAUGGUUCCAUUUCCUGGGCUGCACUUCUUUAUGCCUGGCUUUGCCUCACUGACCAGCCAGCAGUACCGGGCCCUGACUGUGGCUGAGCUCACUCAGCAGCUGUUUGACACUAAGAAUAUGAUGGCCAACUGUGACCCCCGACAUGGCCGCUACCUAACUGUGGCUGCCAUUUUCAGAGGUCACAUGUCCAUGAGGGAGGUGAAUGAGCAAAUGCUCAAUAUCCAGAACAACAGCCACUUUGUUGAGUGUCUCCCUCACAAUGUGAAAAGAGCCGUCUGUGACAUCCCACCCUGGGGGCUAAAAAUGUCGGCCACCUUCAUUGGUAACAACACAGUGGUCCAGGAGCUCUUCAAACACGAUGCCGAACAGUUUACAGCUAUGUUCAGGUGCAAGGCCUUCCUGCACUGGUACACGAGUGAAGGGGUGGAUGAGAUGGAGUUCACUGAGGCCAAGAGCAACCUUAACGACCUGGUGUCAGAAUAUCAGUAA
Molecule: messenger RNA, 819 nt
Organism: Callithrix jacchus (white-tufted-ear marmoset)
Lineage: Eukaryota; Metazoa; Chordata; Mammalia; Primates; Cebidae
Source: RefSeq, a predicted model, not a curated record